Molecule: messenger RNA, 8303 nt
Organism: Poecilia latipinna (sailfin molly)
Lineage: Eukaryota; Metazoa; Chordata; Actinopteri; Cyprinodontiformes; Poeciliidae
Gene: kif1aa
Product: kinesin family member 1Aa
Exons: 50
Coding region: 411-5636 (1741 amino acids)
Biological process (GO): microtubule-based movement
Molecular function (GO): ATP binding; microtubule binding; microtubule motor activity
Source: RefSeq, a predicted model, not a curated record
UGAUGUCACCGGCUCAGUGGAGCUCGAGCAUCCUCACCAAAGACACCGAGACAACAGAGCCAUUUUGACCGCUUCGCUUCCUAAAGCAGCGGCCAAGUGGGCCACCUUCCCUCCUCAGUCCUCAAGAGAGGUCCAGUUAGGACGGAAAAGGCCAGUCGGGGCGGAGGAGGUGGGUGUUCUGGUCGGCAGAUUUCGUCGCUGACAUCCUCCUCCCGUCCCGUUUUCAUGAGGAGGAGAGGCUGGUGACAGACCUGGAGGAGAGCGGCGGAAGUGGAGGUAUCCACGGGGUCUGGAUGUGAAACCUACAGGCACGACAAAAACGGUCUGUUCCCAGGAGCUGUUUGGAGAGACCUGCAGGCCCCCCGUCUGGGUUCAGAGAAGGCCCCCCGAGGUGCUGAGAAGACAUCGCCAUGGCAGGGGCCUCGGUGAAGGUGGCGGUGAGGGUCCGCCCCUUCAACUCCAGAGAGACGGAGAAAGAAAGCAAAUGCAUCAUCCAAAUGUCUGGAAACACCACCACCAUCAUCAACCCCAAGCAGGCCAAAGACAACAAGAGCUUCAACUUUGAUUACUCCUACUGGUCGCACACAUCGCCAGAGGAUAUCAAUUAUGCCUCCCAGAUGCGCGUGUACAAAGACAUCGGAGAGGAAAUGUUGCUUCAUGCUUUCGAAGGAUACAACGUCUGCAUCUUUGCAUAUGGUCAGACCGGCGCAGGCAAAUCGUACACAAUGAUGGGAAAACAGGAUGUCAAGGAUCAGCAAGGAAUCAUCCCAUUGCUUUGUGAAGAUCUUUUCACAAAGAUCAAUGAUAAUACAGACAACAGCCUGUCCUACUCUGUGGAGGUCAGCUACAUGGAGAUCUACUGUGAACGAGUGCGGGACUUGUUGAACCCUAAGAACAAAGGGAACCUCCGCGUCAGAGAACAUCCUCUGAUGGGUCCAUACGUUGAGGACCUGUCCAAACUGGCUGUCACUUCUUACAACGACAUCCAGGACCUGAUGGACUCUGGCAACAAAGCCAGGACUGUGGCUGCCACCAACAUGAAUGAGACCAGCAGUCGCUCUCACGCAGUUUUUAACAUCAUAUUUACUCAGAAACGCUUCGAUGCGGAGACCGACAACACCUCUGAAAAGGUCAGCAAAAUAAGCUUGGUGGAUCUGGCCGGCAGCGAGAGAGCGGACUCUACAGGAGCCAAAGGAACCAGGCUUAAGGAAGGAGCAAAUAUCAACAAGUCUUUAACCACAUUGGGGAAAGUUAUUUCUGCUUUGGCAGAAGUGGAUUCCGGACAGAACAAGAAUAAAAAGAAGAAGAAAGUGGAAAGCUUCAUUCCAUAUAGAGAUUCAGUUUUAACCUGGCUGCUGAGAGAGAACUUGGGGGGAAAUUCUCGAACGGCGAUGGUUGCCGCUCUGAGUCCAGCUGACAUCAACUACGAUGAAACCCUCAGCACCCUCAGGUAUGCUGACCGUGCCAAACAGAUUCGCUGCAACGCUGUCAUCAACGAGGAUCCAAACAACCGAUUGGUGCGUGAGCUGAAAGAGGAAGUGUCCCGUCUGAAAGACCUCCUGUACGCCCAGGGACUGGGUGACAUCAUUGAGACCUAUCGAGCAACUGGCGCUGACAUAGAGGGUUUGAAAUACAUGUCCGAUUACACGAACAAUAACGAUGUAGGCCAAGCUGUGAAUCAAAGGGAUGAUCUUUUCACAGUGACCAAUGCCAUGACGGGGAUGAGCCCAUCGCCAUCCCUCUCAGCCUUGUCCAGCCGCGCCGCCUCUAUAGCCAGUCUGCACGACCGCAUUAUGUUCAGCCCAGGCAGCGAGGAAGCCAUUGAGCGGCUGAAGGAAACUGAGAAAAUAAUUGCCGAACUAAAUGAGACCUGGGAAGAAAAGCUCCGCCGGACAGAAGCCAUUAGAAUGGAAAGAGAGGCUUUGCUGGCAGAAAUGGGUGUGGCAAUACGAGAAGAUGGCGGCACCGUUGGCGUGUUCUCUCCUAAAAAGACGCCUCACUUGGUGAACCUCAAUGAGGAUCCGUUGAUGUCUGAGUGUCUGCUGUACUACAUUAAAGAGGGAGUCACCAGGGUGGGUCGUUUGGACGCCAGCAGCCGUCAAGACAUCGUCCUCAGCGGCCAUUUUAUUCAGGGCGAGCACUGCACCUUUACGAGAUGCGCUGGCCCGUCAGGGGAAACAGUCAUCCUAGAGCCCUGCGAAGGAGCCGAGACUUACGUCAAUGGAAAGAGAGUGACAGAAGCGACAGUUCUGAAGUCAGGAAAUCGCAUCAUCCUGGGGAAGAGCCACGUGUUCCGGUUCAACCACCCUGAGCAGGCUAGAGCUGAAAGGGAGCGGACCCCCUGCGCUGAGACCCCUGCUGAGCCUGUGGACUGGGCUUUUGCCCAGAGAGAGCUGUUGGAGAAACAGGGCAUUGACAUGAAACAAGAAAUGGAACAGAGGCUUCAGGAGCUGGAGGAUCAGUACCGCAAAGAAAGAGAAGAAGUCAACAAUCUUCUAGAGCAGCAAAGACUGGAUUACGAGAGCAAGCUUGAGGCUUUACAGAAGCAGGUGGACCGUUAUUACCCAGAAGCCCCUGAAGAAGAGGAGGAGCCAGAAGAGGAAGGUCAAGAUGAUGUCUGGGGUCAGAUGUUGUCUCUCUGUUACAAGGAGGGGAACAGGCAAAGGCUUGACCUCAUGCGAGAGAUGUACGACCGUGCUGCUGAUGUGCCCAACAAUACCACAGAGGAGAGUGAAAGUGUCAUGACAGGAGGCGACCCUUUUUACGAUCGCUUCCCAUGGUUCCGCCUGGUUGGCAGAAAUCCCAUUUUCAACACAUGCAUGAGCGAGCGCAUGAGUGACCCCACCCCAUCCCCGACCCUUUCCACCUCUGAAAUUACUGAGCUGGCUGACUCGCAGAGGGAGGGUCGAGGGGAGGAGGAGGAGUUGGAGGAGUUGGACGACCUGGAUGAUGAUAUCUUUUUGGACGACCCGUGCUCCGAGCUCGGGCCAGAUGAUGAUGAUGAUGAUGAUGAUGAUGAUGAUGUUGGAGGGCUCUGCCAAGGCUCCAGCGAAGGCCUGGACCCCUUUUACGACCGCUCUCCAUUAUUCAGUGUAGUGGGAAGGGCUUUCGUCUAUCUGAGCAACCUGCUGUACCCGGUUCCUCUGGUGCACCGCGUGGCCAUCGUCAGCGAGAAAGGAGAGGUGAAGGGCUUCCUGCGCGUGGCCGUUCAGGCCAUAUCAGCCGACGAGGAAGCUCCCGACUACGGCUCCGGCGUGAGACAGUCGGGCACGGCCAAAAUCUCCUUUGAGGAUCAGCAGUACGAGAAGUUCCAGUCGGAGUCGUGCUCUGUCGGAGUUGGACUGAGCCGCACAGGGGUUUCUCAGGAAGAGCUUCGGAUCGUGGAGGGGGAAGGCCAAAAUGCUGAAAUGAGCCCGUCAGCAGACGAGGUCAACAACAACACAUGUGCGGCUGGUGCAGACGAGUUGGAGAAUCCAGUGAAGGCGGGUCCAGAUGCAGCUUUAGAUGCAACUUUGGAGCACCUGAAAAUUGGAAACAUUUUCACCUUCAGGGUGACUGUCCUGCAGGCCUCCAGCAUUUCUGCUGAAUAUGCUGACAUCUUCUGUCAGUUUAAUUUCAUCCAUCGGCAUGAUGAGGCCUUCUCUACGGAGCCGCUGAAAAACACCGGCCACGGGCCUCCUCUGGGCUUCUACCACGUGCAGAAUAUUGCUGUUGAAGUGACCAAGUCCUUUGUGGACUACAUAAAGACUCAACCGAUUGUCUUUGAGGUGUUUGGACACUACCAGAAACAACCGUUUCUUCCUCUGUGUAAAGACAUCAUCAGUCCGCUUCACGCAUGCAAAAGGCAAUUUCCACAAGUGAUGCCUCUUUCCAAACCAGUGCCUGCCACCAAGCUGAAGGCGAUGAUGCGUCCCCAGGCGGGCCCCCGCCACUGUAAAUAUGAUCUGAUGGUGUUCUUUGAGAUCUGCGAGCUUGAGGCCAACGGAGAUUACAUCCCUGCAGUCGUAGACCACAGAGGAGGCUUGCCAUGCCAGGGUACAUUCCUACUGCACCAGGGCCUCCAGAGGAGAAUAGCUGUCACCAUCGUGCACGAGUCUGCUGGAGACAUAGAGUGGACCGACGUCCGAGAGCUAGUUGUGGGGCGUUUACGCAACACCCUGGAAGCCGACGAGACCGUCAUCGACCCGAACAUACUCUCACUUAAUAUCUUAUCUGCUGGUUAUGUCAAGCCCCUGCAGGAUGACAGACAGUUUCUUGAUUCGGACAUGCCUAGCAUUUCCCUGGGAAUUGACCAUAGGACUUUUUACCGCUUUGAGGCUGCUUGGGACAGCUCGAUGCACAACUCUCUGCUCCUGAACCGAGUCACGCCGUAUGGAGAGAAGAUCUACAUGACCCUCUCGGCCUACUUGGAGAUGGAGAACUGCACGCAGCCUGCAUACAUAACCAAAGAUAUCUGUAUGGUGUUUUACUCACGGGACACCAAGCUCUCGGCCUCUCGUUCGAUCCGCAACCUUUUUGGUACGGGGAGCCUGAGAGCAGCGGAUGGAAACCGAGUAACUGGAGUUUACGAGGUCAGCUUGUGUCACCUUGCAGAUGCUGGAAGUCCAGGCAUGCAGAGGAGACGCAGGCGAGUGCUGGACACCUCUGUGGCCUACGUCCGUGGAGAGGAGAACCUGGCGGGGUGGAGGCCACGCAGUGACAGCCUCAUCCUGGAGCACCAGUGGGAGCUGGAGAAACUCAGUCUCCUCCAAGAUGUGGAGAAAACCAAACAUUUCCUCCUGCUGAGGGAGAAACUGGAGUCCACCCUGCUGACGGGCCAGGAGUCCCUUCAGUCCUGCGUCACUGAGGAGACCAGUGAGUCGGCUCCAGUGGCCGAGGCAGACCCGGGGCCCGCCUUCAGCUCUGAGAUAACCACCGACAGGCAGAGGGAGCUCGCUGCCAAGUGUUUGCGGCUGCUUACUCACUCCUUCAACAGAGAGUACAGCCAUGUGUGUGUCAGCGCCAGUGAAAGCAAGAUCUCUGAGAUGUCUGUCACAUUGCCGAGAGACGCCUCCUCCAUAUCUGCUCUCAACACAAUCACACCCUCCUCAACAUGCCCUUCUCUGGUGGAGGGUUGCUAUAACAACACUGAGCUCAAACCUCCUCCGCCUCUGUCUCGUGCGGUCAGCCCCAGUCCUGAACCACAGCAGGACGGCGCGGACAAAAAGUCCACGAAUGUAGGUCCUGACGUUAAACCUCGGACUCGAAAACUUAUCCCUGACAUACAGGAGAUCAGAGUCAGCCCAAUCGUAUCGAAGAAGGGCUACAUCCACUUCCUGGAGCCGCACACCAACGGCUGGGUGAAGCGCUACGUGGUUGUGCGGCGGCCGUACGUUUACAUCUACAACUCUGAGCGAGACACAGUGGAGCGGGCCAUUCUGAACCUGUCCUCCGCCCAGGUGGAGUACAGUGAGGACCAGCAGGCCAUGCUGAAGACUCCAAAUACGUUUGCGGUGUGUACAGAACAUCGUGGAAUAUUACUUCAAGCCACUAAUGACAAAGAAAUGCAUGACUGGCUGUAUGCGUUCAACCCUCUUCUUGCUGGAACUAUCAGGUCAAAGCUGUCGAGAAGACGAGCCGGACAGAUGAGGAUUUGAGGAAAAAAAGAUACAUGCAAAGACUACAAUGUACAUACUUCCCUGUUCUCCUCAUUCCCAUCGUGCUGAGCCUCGUUUCUACCAUCACUGUCACCGGCAGCCAUCUUCCCCCCCUGCUCAGUCUCCGUUCCGUCGUUCGUGUCUUCGCUGUUGGGUUUUUCCCGUCGGGCCUUAGCAACGCGCAAAGAAACUUCUGGAAGAAUCAGUCACCGAACUGUACCGGCAUUAUUUCACAGCUUGAGAACGGAGGAGGCAGCAGUUUCUCACGCCAGACUCCAUGUGUACGAUAAACGUGCUGUAGUUGUUGUCAGUGACACAUCAAGCCUUUCUCAUUUACUACUUUAAAUAAAUAAAGCAAACAACACAGGGACAUGUAUUCUUUAAUAAUGCCGCUGCACUACUAGCUAAGCUCACAUCGCUACAUUUGCAUCGGUAAAAUAGGAAAACAUGUAGGUUCCUCUUCUGCUCUACUUUACUGCUAAACAUAAAGUUUCAACUGGUUUAACCUUAAUGGUCAGAAAAAUAAAAGCUGAAAUAAAACUAAUAAUUAAAAAACAAAAAAACAACUCAAACUUCUUCAACAUCAAACUUAAGCACACACAGCGAGACAACAACAUGGCACCUCCUCAGACUGCAGCCUGUGAAUCCAUAACAUUUAGGGUAUGAGGGUAUUUUACAUCUACAUGACAGAACCAAACACCACCUCCUUCUUUUCCUUCCAGUAUGAUUUCUUUCUCUCUGACUUGUGUUUGAAAUGUGAUAUAUUUAGAUUUUUAACAGCCUAAUUAUUUAUUUCCACAUGUAUUUAUUUACAAAGACGUUUAUAUUUCUAAAGUAGUACUCAGUGCAAUUUCUGCACACGGCACUUUUUAAUGAGUUCAUGAACUAUUUGAAUAAUAAAAGCCUCGUCCCUACAGUUUCGCUUUUAAAGUAAUCCAAUAAACGCGCUCGGUUUCUUUGUGCUGAAGAAAACUUGAAAAAUGCAACAGCCCCGAACGAUUAGGAUAGCUUAACCUUUGACCCAACCGAUGUCCCAUGGUAACGUUUUUGAUAUCAAGUCGGUCUUAUCGUCCCUCCUAAAAUGGGAAAUCAACAGCAGUUCCUCACAGCACAUGAUAUGAAACUGGCUUUCUGAAUGAUAUGUGUAUAUUAAGUGUAGUGCCUCUCUUUUCUAACAUUCUGCACAGUAUGCCUCUGCACCGAUUCCUUUGACCUCACAUCCUUCACGCUGCUGUAAUCAUGUUCAUGAAACGUCUGCACAUCACGUCAUCACUUUGCGUUUUCUUUCGUCUUUUUGUCAUAUGCAUUUGAGACAAAAGAUUAAAAUAUUUGGAAGAGAUUCAGCGUAUCUCAGGAUUGUCAGCUUGCAUAGGGCUCUACUUCUUAACACGUCAUGCAAAAUGUUUAAAAUGCAACCCACCUGUAGCUUUAAUCGCUUCGUUUCUACUCCGUUUUAUUCCUUUGUUGUAUAUUUUAGCUGAGGUUUAUCGUGUCCUAACUGUGACUCUGGAUUAGCAUGCCUCGGGUCAGCCAGCCUACGGAGUAUGCUCAGUUUGUCAACUGACUGCAUGGACGACAUCUUAAAGCAGGGAACUGAUGCAACCAUUGUAUUGCACACUCAGCAUUGCAUUUUUAGGAGCGAUUAGACAGCUACAAACAUGCUAUAUUUUGUUUGUGUGUUUUCUAUAGAUGUGAUUCAUCCAAUACCUGAUAUGUUAACAGUCUUGUGUGAUGUGGAAAUAUUUUGGCUCAUUCGGUGGGGGGGGGUUUGACUGAUCUCCUCACCUGCACAACUGUUGUUAGUCAUAAUAAAUCAACAAUUAGCUUGAAUUGGCGUUCAAAUCUCACAGCUCACCUUCCGAACAGAAUCAUUGUGCAUUUUAUCCACCUUCGUCCUGGGCGAAUGCUCUCCUGUUUGUACUUUACUCAUAACUCUGCAUCACGUUGUUUUAUUUCAAAGCUCUAACAGUCAACCUGGUCGUAAUUGUUUCUGAUUAGUUUUGUUCUGACUUUUUUUAAGCAACCAAAGUUCUGUUGGUGCACUCACUUAAAAGUUCACUCUGAAUGUAUAAAAAUAACAAUAAUAUAUAGGAAUUCUUCUUCUGCUUCGAUGUUUUUAUGAACCUUCUGCUUUCUGGUUGGGGUUCCUCACUGAUUGUAAGGCGGUUAUCACCGGGGAUGUACGCACAGGUUCUGAGACCCGCCAUGUAAUAAUCUGUCUGCUUAUGUGUGGGACGAUUAUGGUUCACUGUGGCCUAGUUAAACUUUUAUGUCUUGUACAAAGUAAUGUUCUUGGUUGCUUUGCCGUCGCUCUCCUUCUAGUAUCAGAAUCUACCCUCACCAUCCUACUGCAGCAGCAGCCUUCACACGCAAUCACCAACCUCUCUUUUCCUACCCUUGCCCCAUGAAGUAAUCUCACAUUCUUGUGCUUCCACGUCUCUUUUUUUUUAGCACCAAUACAUUCCAUUGUUCUUUAAAGAUUUUUGCAUUGUAUAUAAACAUGAUUGCCGUGGACUGUGUAUCAUAUGGUUGCACUCAUUAACAAACUCCUAAAUGGGCAGUAGUUCAGUCGGUGUCUGAGUGUUUGUUUGAGUUUCCUGUCAGAUGUUUGUGUACACUGAACACAUUGUCAUAUAUUAAAUAAACCUGGAAGUGAUGCAACACUAA